AUGGAAACCAAAUCGAAUUCCAAAUGGGUUUUGUUGUUCUUGAUUAUAACUCAACUGGGUUGUCAACUAAUCGAUUGCAGUGUCACUUAUGAUAGCAAAGCCAUUGUUAUCAAUGGUGAAAGAAGAAUCCUCAUUUCUGGUUCUAUACAUUAUCCAAGAAGCACACCUGAGAUGUGGGAAGAUCUUAUAAUGAAGGCUAAAGAUGGAGGACUUGAUGUGAUUGAUACUUAUGUCUUUUGGAAUGUUCAUGAACCUUCUCCUGGCAAUUAUAAUUUUGAAGGGAGAUACGAUUUGGUGAGGUUUUUGAAGACCGUACAAAAAGCAGGGAUGUAUGUUCAUCUUCGAAUUGGACCUUAUGUUUGUGCAGAAUGGAAUUUUGGAGGAUUCCCAGUUUGGCUGAAGUAUGUUCCUGGAAUUAGUUUCAGAACAGAUAAUGAGCCAUUUAAGAUGGCAAUGAAAGGGUUCACCGAGAAAAUUGUGAAUUUGAUGAAGAGCGAAAAGAUGUUCGAAUCUCAAGGAGGCCCGAUUAUUCUUUCUCAGGUUGAGAAUGAGUAUGGAUCAGUAGGGAAGGCAUAUGGAGGUGCUGGCCAUACUUACAUGACUUGGGCUGCAAAUAUGGCCAUUGGAUUGGGUACGGGUGUCCCGUGGGUCAUGUGCAAGCAAGAUGAUGCUCCUGAUCCUAUUAUAAACACGUGCAAUGGUUUUUACUGUGAUGACUUUUCGCCGAACAAGCCUUACAAACCCGCACUCUGGACCGAGGCUUGGAGUGGAUGGUUUUCGGAAUUUGGCGGUCCAGCUCAUCAGAGGCCGGUUCAAGAUUUGGCAUUUGGUGUUGCUCGAUUCAUACAAAAGGGUGGAUCAUUCAUAAACUACUACAUGUACCAUGGAGGCACAAACUUUGGUCGUUCCGCUGGAGGCCCGUUCAUCACUACUAGUUACGACUAUGAUGCUCCACUUGAUGAAUAUGGCUUGAUCAGGCAACCGAAAUAUGGCCAUUUGAAGGAGCUUCACAAGGUCAUUAAGCAAUGUGAGCCUGCUUUAGUUUCAGCAGAUCCCAUUAUCACCUCUUUGGGAAGCCUUCAACAGGCGCAUGUAUUCUCUCCCAGAUCACAAAACUGCGCAGCCUUUCUCUCAAACUACGACCCGAAUAAUGCUGCAAAAGUGACGUUUAAUAACAAGCACUACACUUUACCUCCUUGGUCGAUCAGCAUCCUUCCUGACUGCAAAAGCGUUGGUUUCAACACAGCAGAAGUUGGAGUUCAAUCCAGACAAAUGGAAAUGUUACUGAGCGAUUCCAAAAUGUUUUCUUGGGAGACAUAUACCGAAGAUGUAACCAAAGCUGAUGAGAGCUCUGUAUUCACUACAACGGGUCUAUUGGAGCAAAUUAAUGUCACAAGAGAUGCUAGUGAUUAUCUUUGGUAUACAACUAGUGUUGAUGUUGGUUCAUCUGAACAUUUCUUGCAUGGAGGGGAGCUCCCAAAGCUUUUGGUGCAGUCAUCCGGUCAUGCUCUUCAUGUGUUCGUAAAUGGAGAACACUUAGGUUCUGGUUUUGGAACUAGAAAACAUAGGAAAGUUACGUACAAAAAAGAGAUCAAUCUACGUGCCGGAAGCAACAAGAUCGCAUUACUUAGCGUGGCCAUGGGAUUGCCGAACAUCGGAGGACAUUAUGAAACAUGGGAGACUGGAGUCUUAGGUCCGGUGGCUUUGUAUGGUCUUGACCAAGGGAAACGGGACUUGUCAUGGGCUAACUGGACUUACCAGGUUGGUCUGAAGGGAGAGGCCAUGAAUGUUAUCUCGUCAAAUCCUAUGUCUUCUAUCAAUUGGAAUCAAGAUUCUUUGAUUGCCCAGAAACAUCAACCAUUAACAUGGUACAAGGCUUACUUCAAUGCACCUGAUGGUGAUGAGCCAUUGGCUCUAGACAUGAAUACUAUGGGAAAAGGUCAAGCAUGGAUCAAUGGGCAAAGCAUUGGCAGAUAUUGGACAACUUAUGCUACAGGUGAUUGCCAAGGGUGCCAUUACGCUGGAACCUAUCGCCCAUUGACGUGCCAGCUUGGGUGUGGUCAACCAACGCAGAGAUGGUACCAUGUGCCAAGAUCUUGGUUAAAACCGACAAAUAACUUGUUGGUGCUUUUUGAAGAACUUGGCGGUGACCCUAUUAAAGUUUCACUAGUUAAGAGAUCAACUAACUAACACCAAAUGUGAUAAAGAGGAUUUAGCCUAGUUCCUUUAAGGGAUUCCAAAUUGUGAGCUUCGUGAUGGAAACUAGUCCUUUCGCUCUUGUGGAAUCUGGAACGAGGUGUUGGGUUUGAUCACCAAAUGGGUGAUGGGAAUGGUGUGAUUUCUGUAAGUUGUUUAUGUUAUAAUGGGGGAAAAAUGAACCCCCAGAUUAGGUUCUUGUUUAGGUAGAUCAUAUAGUGGAUAACAUUGUUCAAUUGAGUCCCAGUUGUACUUAUGCUUUUAUCUUGGUCAAUUUUAUUUUUUCCAUCUCUUUCAUCA
This is a messenger RNA of Cynara cardunculus var. scolymus (artichoke), 2496 nucleotides long. RefSeq names its product beta-galactosidase 3-like. Lineage: Eukaryota; Viridiplantae; Streptophyta; Magnoliopsida; Asterales; Asteraceae. Gene Ontology annotation, biological process: carbohydrate metabolic process. The transcript is spliced from 18 exons. Gene Ontology annotation, cellular component: vacuole; cell wall. The coding region runs from base 1 to 2190 and encodes 729 amino acids. Gene Ontology annotation, molecular function: beta-galactosidase activity. The record is from RefSeq and is a predicted model, not a curated record.